CAAUGUUAUUAUGAAAAGUGAAAACCUUAUCUUUUUCUUUCUUUCCCUCCCGCCAUGGAAACGAUCGGCUUCUCAUCCGUUGCUUCUCGGCAUUUCUCCGCUUCUCCGACCUCCUUCCUCGCUACCCGCGGCCAGAGAUACGCUGGAAGAACGUGCUUUUCCUCCAGAUCCGCCUCCCCAUGGAUAGGCUCCUCAGGCUUCUCUCUUGGAAACCCCUCCAGGAAUCUCUUCACUAGAGAAGUUUGGAGUUGGAUUAAUUCCGAAUCAAGCUAUAUUGGUAGAAGAAAUCAGUUUGUGGUGAGAGCUGAGAUGUUUGGGCAGUUGACAAGUGGUCUUGAAGCGGCAUGGAACAAACUCAAGGGAGAAGAGGUUCUGACUAAAGAGAAUAUUGUUGAACCUAUGCGGGACAUCCGGAGAGCUCUUUUGGAAGCAGACGUGAGCUUGACAGUUGUUCGAAGGUUUGUGCAGGCUGUCAGUGAUCAGGCUGUUGGUGUGGGUUUGAUUCGUGGGGUGAGACCUGACCAACAAUUAGUGAAGAUUGUGAAUGACGAGCUUGUUAAGCUUAUGGGUGGAGAAGUCUCUGAUUUAGAAUUUGCAAAAUCUGGACCGACAGUGAUAUUACUAGCAGGUCUGCAAGGUGUUGGGAAGACUACUGUUUGUGCAAAACUUGCAUUUUAUCUUAAGAAGCUGGGGAAGAGUUGCAUGUUGGUUGCAGGAGAUGUUUAUAGGCCUGCUGCUAUUGACCAGCUCAAAAUUUUGGGCAAACAGGUGGGAGUGCCAGUCUAUUCUGAAGGAACGGAUAUAAAGCCUGCAGAAAUAGCAAAACGUGGAUUGAAUGAAGCCAAAAAGAAAUCAGUUGAUGUAGUAAUUGUGGAUACAGCUGGAAGACUUCAGAUAGAUAAGACAAUGAUGGAUGAGUUGAAGGAAGUAAAGAAAGCCUUGAAUCCUACAGAAGUUUUGCUAGUGGUUGAUGCAAUGACUGGCCAGGAAGCUGCAGCCUUGGUGACAACAUUCAAUAUUGAGAUUGGUAUUACGGGUGCCAUACUAACAAAGUUGGAUGGUGAUUCUCGAGGUGGAGCAGCUUUGAGUGUUAGAGAGGUUUCAGGUAGGCCGAUUAAACUUGUAGGACGUGGUGAACGCUUGGAAGACCUUGAGCCGUUCUAUCCUGAACGCAUGGCUGGCCGCAUCUUAGGAAUGGGAGACGUUCUUUCAUUUGUGGAGAAGGCACAGGAAGUAAUGAAACAAGAAGAUGCCGAAGAACUGCAGAAGAAGAUCAUGAGUGCAAAGUUUGACUUCAAUGACUUUUUAAAGCAAACACGUGCUGUUGCACAAAUGGGGUCAAUGAGUCGUGUCAUUGGAAUGAUCCCAGGAAUGGGGAAGGUUACUCCGGCACAAAUUCGAGAAGCUGAAAAAAGCUUGAAGCUUAUGGAAUCAAUGAUCGAAGUAAUGACCCCAGAGGAAAGGGAGAAGCCGGAAUUGUUAGCUGAAUCACAAGCUAGGAGGAAGAGAAUUUCUACUGAAUCCGGCAAAACAGAGCAGCAGGUAAGUCAACUUGUUGCUCAACUUUUCCAAAUGCGAGUCCGUAUGAAGAAUCUAAUGGGGUUAAUGGAAGGCGGAUCUAUUCCUGCUUUAAACAACCUUGAGGAAUCACUGAAAGCCGAACAGAAGGCACCUCCUGGUACCGCUAGGAGGAAAAGGAGAUCAGGAACGAGGAAGCAAUUUGUGGAUUCAGGGGUGGCACGGCCUAGUCCUCGUGGUUUUGGAUCAAAGAGCUAGAGAGGAACAUAGGGCCUCCUUAAUUUGAUGUUGUUCCGAACUUAUAUUGCUUGAGGAUAGUUUUCAUUUUCACAACGGUCUGCCCAUUUGCUGCGGUCCGAUGUAAAGGUUCCUAGUGUUGUUUUUUGCGGCAUUAGCUCGACUUGCAUGAACUUGUGUUUGAGCAUCUCAACCAAACUAAAUAAUUUUCAACGGGCAGCUAUUUAUUUCUCCAA
This is a messenger RNA of Dioscorea cayenensis subsp. rotundata (Guinea yam), 1991 nucleotides long. RefSeq names its product signal recognition particle 54 kDa protein, chloroplastic. The coding region runs from base 55 to 1776 and encodes 573 amino acids. Gene Ontology annotation, biological process: SRP-dependent cotranslational protein targeting to membrane. NCBI's taxonomy places the organism in Eukaryota, Viridiplantae, Streptophyta, Magnoliopsida, Dioscoreales, Dioscoreaceae. Gene Ontology annotation, cellular component: signal recognition particle. The transcript is spliced from 14 exons. The record is from RefSeq and is a predicted model, not a curated record. Gene Ontology annotation, molecular function: GTP binding; ATP hydrolysis activity; 7S RNA binding.